Molecule: messenger RNA, 107 nt
Organism: Cylicostephanus goldi
Lineage: Eukaryota; Metazoa; Nematoda; Chromadorea; Rhabditida; Strongylidae
Source: the annotation of a GenBank genome assembly
AUGUGGGCAUUUGGACUAGAAGAAUGUGAGCAAUACGAUAAAGCAGAGAAGGAAGCUCUCAAGGUAGAACCAGUUAUGCUAACUAUGGUAAUAUCCGCUCCAUGACG